CUGAAUCCCGCCCGGGUAGGAGGAGGGGGAGAGCCUGUGUUUCCCCGUCACAGUGAUCUGAACACUGGGGAAGCUCAAGCUUGGGAUCCGCUACGUCAAACAGAUUAGUGAAAUAACCUCUCGGAGUAGGACAUACCUCUCCCCCCCACAAUACAAUCCCCUCCCGCCUUGGGCUUGCCUGGCUGCAUGCAAGGGCUCAGGAGGCAAGCUAGACUGUGCUGACAAAAAGCCAGGAAGCCCUUGGCGAAAUAGAGAAGUACAUUACUUUUCUUUCUUUCUUUCUUUUUUUUGGGGCUGGGUGAGACGGCGUCUCUCUCGCUCUCUCUCUCUCUCUCUCUUCUUCUCCUCCCCCCACCCCCUGUGCGAAAUGGCGAAAGAAAACGGCGAGUCCAGCGAUGGAUCUUGGAAAAAGCAUGUCGAUGAUAUCAAGAAAAUAUUUGACUUCAGAGAAGUCCUCGGGACUGGCGCGUUUUCUGAAGUGGUGAUGGCUCGAGAGAAGGCCACAGGAAAGAUGGUUGCAAUCAAGUGCAUCCCGAAAAAAGCGCUCAAGGGGAAGGAGACAAGCAUUGAAAAUGAAAUUGCUGUCCUGAGGAAGAUAAAGCAUGAGAAUAUAGUGGCUCUGGAGGAUAUCUACGAGAGCUCAAACCACCUGUACCUCAUAAUGCAGCUGGUGUCUGGAGGCGAGCUGUUUGACCGCAUUGUAGAAAAGGGCUUCUACACAGAGAUGGAUGCCAGUCGGCUCAUUCGGCAAGUUUUGGACGCAGUCAACUAUUUGCACUCCAUGGGAAUAGUACACAGAGACCUAAAGCCUGAGAACUUGUUGUACUUCAGUCCUCACGAUGACUCAAAGAUCAUGAUCAGUGACUUUGGCCUGUCAAAGAUGGAGGGGACAGGUGGCGUGAUGGCCACCGCCUGUGGGACACCUGGAUACGUCGCUCCUGAGGUUUUAGCACAGAAGCCCUACAGUAAAGCUGUGGACUGCUGGUCUAUUGGGGUCAUUGCUUAUAUUCUGCUUUGCGGUUACCCUCCUUUCUAUGAUGAGAAUGAUUCGAAGCUGUUUGAACAGAUCCUUAAGGCAGACUAUGAGUUUGACGCGCCGUAUUGGGAUGAUAUAUCUGACUCUGCCAAAGACUUCAUCAGCUGCCUAAUGGAAAAGGAUCCAGAGAAGAGGUUUACUUGCGAUCAGGCUCUUCAGCACCCCUGGAUUGCUGGAGACACUGCUCUCCGUAAGAACAUACAUGAAUCAGUCAGUCGACAGAUGCGGAAAAACUUUGCCAAAAGCAAAUGGAGGCAAGCCUUUAACGCGACCGCUGUGAUCCGCCACAUGAGACGCCUGCAGCUGGGCACCAGCUUUGGCAGCAGCAUCUCAAGCACCAACUCUGUGUCCAGCCCUCAGAGCCGAGCUCCAGCCAAGAGCCAAUCUGUGGACUGCGCCCCGCUCUCCUUGAAGGACUGUCACCCAAUAGAUCCUUUGCCAUCUACUGCUAAAGCGUACAAUCAGGACUCUGAUGUCCCCUCUCCCGCUCGAGAGGAGCCACCAGUGGGAGAUGAACUGCCCAGGCCACGACCCUCCACUGUUACUGUCAUCCACACUGGGACUAAAUGACGCCAGGUUCCGCGGGAGGUGAGCGGGGAGACCACGGAGCUUUGAGACGGGGUGGGGAAGGGAAAAAAAACCAUCCCAGGCCUCGUAAUUCAGUGUCGUUGCCCAGUUUGCCCAUCCCGCCACCUCCCAUCAGUUUCUGCCUAAAACGGGAGGAAUUUAAGGAGCGCUGGCUCAGCUCCAUUUGGAUCAGCACACCCCCCUCCUUUUCACCCUGCUUCCGUCAUUUAUACUCGGAAGUACAGACUGGGGAGGGGGAGCCUCUCACCUGAAGGUGUUACUGUGGAGGCCACGUUCAGCCUGGAUCUGGGUUGUCUGGCAGAUAAAAGAGCAGCUGGUCUUGGAAGUGCCACACUAAAGGAAACUUAUUAUUGAAGCUGCUGUCAUUAUUUUUUGACGGGACUUUCCACUGUAUGCCUUGUGUAAAUGUCCUGCCUGGAACUGUUGAGUGGAGUUGUGUUAUGCAAGUGAAAUAUAAGCUUCAAGCUGUGGUAAAUAAUUGUGACAUCAUCCGCACGCUGAACUUCUCGGUGUUUUAUUAUUAUUAUUAUUAUUUUUUUUUUUGGACAGCUCUCGUUAAUUUGCUGCAGUGGCUCACAGCAUCACAACUCCCAACAGUAUGAUGGUAACGUGUUGUUUCUUUUGCUUUUAAGUGUGUGGACAGGAAACUGGAGCGGGACGGUGUGUUUCAAUCAUGGCUGUGAUCUCUGAGAGGACCGUGCGCUGCACUAAUGUAUUGGAAUAUUUAUUUUCUUAUAAUAUGUUAUGACUUUUGUAAGGAUACCAGUUGCAGAAUCAUGUAAAUGUGUUAUUAAACCAAACUGAAGUUGUUGAAUUGUAUGACGCAGUGUCUACUAGUUGCUAGUUUGUAAUUGCUGUUUUAUUUGAUGAAUUUAAUGGAAGUGACUGUGAAGUCCUCCUUGACCACAUGAGGGCAACCAUGUGUUGUUGCUCUGUGACCAGUUCUCAGGGAUCUGCAGGGACGUGAACGUGAAGCUGACCAAACUCCUCGAAGUGAUCAAACUCUACUGUUUUGAACGGGGGUAGUGAAGUUGUUCCUUCAGUUACUGCAUAUUAUUCUAAUGUGCCAGUGAGAGAGUUUGAGUUUCUUUAAGAGCAUUAGUACAGAACAGGUUGCUUUUUUGUUCCCUUUAAAAACCUUGAAUUAUAUUUGGGUGUAAAGAAAGUGUUCACCAGUGACGUGUGCAUUUCUAUAUGUAUUUAAAAAAUGUAAAAUUACAAAUGAAUGCGAAUGUAUUCUGGUUAAUUUUGCUCCCAUCGCGGGGUCGAGAUCAGUCAAAUCCGUAAUGUCCAGUUGAGUAGUUGAAAUAUCGUGCUCUCUGCUUCCGCUUGUGAAGUGGCUGGUCUGAAAACAGCCCGCUCACUCGGUGUUGAAUCACUGUGCUCUCAUACCAGCCUGUUGAAUUUAGCAGAAAGACACUUUCUCCUCCUCUCUGCUGCUCGCUCUCUGCAGACUUUCACACAGAGGAGUGACGGGAUCUGUCUUUGUAUUUUCUCUAUGGUAACCAUUGGAUUUUACCAGCUCAAUAUGGAAGAAACACUUCAUUAGGACAUGUUGAGGGUUUUACUAUCUUGAAUUAUCCAAAAAAAAAUAUAUAUCAAAAUGUACUUUGAGCUUUUACUUAUUGUAAAUACAAAUCUCAACAACAUUUUGCUUGGGUUGUGAGUAUUUAUUAUGGUCUUCCCUAUAUUUUGCCCCCCCCCCAAAAAAAAAAAUCCCACCCGGAUUGUUAAAAGAAUGCAAAUUAUAAAGCCCUGAAAGCCCCUCAGUAUGCAUGUAUUACAUAUUAUUCCUGAAAUGUACUUUGGAGUUGUAGAGAUUCAUGUAUUAAAAAGAAGCUUGUUUACA
Molecule: messenger RNA, 3473 nt
Organism: Archocentrus centrarchus (flier cichlid)
Lineage: Eukaryota; Metazoa; Chordata; Actinopteri; Cichliformes; Cichlidae
Gene: camk1db
Product: calcium/calmodulin-dependent protein kinase 1Db
Exons: 11
Coding region: 368-1606 (412 amino acids)
Biological process (GO): protein phosphorylation
Molecular function (GO): protein kinase activity; ATP binding
Source: RefSeq, a predicted model, not a curated record